Dentiscutata erythropus is the source of this 431-nucleotide messenger RNA. NCBI's taxonomy places the organism in Eukaryota, Fungi, Glomeromycota, Glomeromycetes, Diversisporales, Gigasporaceae. The record is from the annotation of a GenBank genome assembly.
UUUCAAGAAAUAAUGAGACGACGACAAGGAGAAAGGAAAAAAAUAUGAAAAACUAUAUUACUAAAUUACCCGAUCUUCGUCGUUUGAACUGUGGAUUUACCAAAAAUAUUUCUAUCAUUCCUUUAGCAACUUUAUUAGUGUCAACAUUACCUUUGUUGACACAUUUAUCUAUUGCAGGAUGUUCUGAUUUUGAGUCCGGUCCAUAUGCAUUAAGAAUUAUUUCUCGAUUAAUUAAUCUUUUAUUUUUGGAUAUAUCUUAUUGUGAAUGGAUAAAUAAUAAUAUUUUAUUACAAUUCAUAAAUUGGGAAAAAGAUUUGAAGUCACUUAAAUUAUUAGUUGCAGUUGGAUGUUUCAAUUUAAAUGAUCCUGAAGGAAUUAAGAAACAAUUAGGCAUUCAUCGAAAAAGAUUUGAGCUUUGGACAGAAAUUAAA